CCGCAGGGCGGGGCCGCAGGACGGCGGCGCGGAACGGCGAGCGCGGCGAGAGGGGAGCUGGGGCUCCGGGGCUCCGCCGCCGCCAUGGCCACCGUGGACCUGGAGAAGCUGCGGAUGUCGGGGGCCGGCAAGGCCAUCGGCGUGCUGACCAGCGGCGGCGAUGCGCAAGGUAUGAACGCUGCUGUCAGGGCUGUGACUCGCAUGGGCAUAUAUGUGGGGGCCAAAGUCUUCCUCAUCUAUGAGGGCUACGAAGGUCUUGUGGAAGGAGGUGAGAACAUCAAACCGGCCACUUGGCUUAGCGUCUCCAACAUCAUCCAGUUGGGUGGCACCAUCAUCGGCAGUGCCCGCUGCAAGGCCUUCACCACAAAGGAGGGACGCCUGGCAGCGGCCUACAACCUAGUCCAGCGUGGCAUCACCAACCUGUGUGUCAUCGGUGGGGAUGGUAGCCUCACGGGCGCCAACAUCUUCCGCAGCGAGUGGCCCAGCCUGCUGGAGGAGCUGGUGAAGGAAGGUAAGAUCUCAGAGUCCACAGCUCAGACCUACGCGCACCUGAGCAUUGCUGGGCUGGUGGGCUCCAUCGAUAAUGACUUCUGUGGCACUGACAUGACCAUCGGCACAGACUCGGCACUGCACCGCAUCAUGGAGGUCAUUGACGCCAUCACUACCACUGCCCAGAGCCACCAGAGGACCUUUGUACUGGAGGUGAUGGGGCGUCACUGUGGGUACCUGGCACUGGUGUCUGCGCUGGCCUCGGGGGCCGACUGGCUGUUCAUCCCUGAGGCACCCCCUGAGGAUGGCUGGGAGAACUUUAUGUGUGAGAGGCUGGGUGAGACGCGGAGCCGGGGUUCAAGACUAAACAUCAUCAUCAUUGCUGAGGGGGCCAUUGAUCGGCACGGGAAGCCCAUCUCGUCCAGCUACGUGAAGGACCUCGUAGUCCAGAGGCUGGGCUUCGAUACUCGAGUAACUGUGCUGGGCCACGUGCAGCGUGGAGGGACACCCUCAGCUUUCGACCGUAUCUUGAGCAGCAAGAUGGGCAUGGAGGCCGUGAUGGCACUGCUGGAGGCCACGCCUGACACGCCAGCCUGCGUGGUCAGCCUCUCCGGGAACCAGUCUGUGCGCCUGCCACUCAUGGAGUGUGUGCAAGUGACAAAGGAUGUGCAGAAGGCCAUGGAUGACAAGAGGUUUGACGAGGCCAUCCAGCUCCGAGGCAGGAGCUUCGAGAACAACUGGAAAAUUUACAAACUCCUUGCCCACCAGAAGGUCUCCACGGAGAAGACCAACUUCUCCCUGGCCAUCCUGAACGUGGGAGCCCCCGCAGCUGGCAUGAAUGCAGCUGUGCGCUCCGCAGUACGCACUGGCAUCUCCCAGGGCCACACGGUGUAUGUUGUGCAUGAUGGCUUCGAAGGCCUGGCCAAAGGUCAGGUGCAAGAAGUGAGCUGGCAUGAUGUAGCCGGCUGGCUGGGGCGUGGCGGCUCAGUGCUGGGGACCAAGAGGACGCUGCCCAAGAACCACCUGGAGGCCAUCGUGGAUAACCUCCGCACCUACAAUAUCCAUGCCCUGCUGGUCGUUGGGGGCUUUGAGGCCUACGAGGGGGUGCUGCAGCUCGUAGAGGCACGGGGACGCUAUGAGGAGCUCUGCAUCGUCAUGUGUGUCAUCCCGGCCACCAUCAGCAACAACGUGCCUGGCACUGACUUCAGCCUGGGCUCAGACACAGCCGUCAAUGCUGCCAUGGAGAGUUGUGACCGCAUCAAGCAGUCGGCCUCAGGGACAAAGCGCCGUGUGUUCAUUGUUGAGACCAUGGGGGGCUAUUGCGGCUACUUGGCCACUGUGACGGGCAUUGCUGUGGGCGCUGAUGCCGCCUACGUUUACGAGGACCCUUUCAACAUUCACGAUUUAAAGGCCAAUGUGGAGCACAUGACAGAGAAAAUGAAGACAGACAUCCAGAGGGGUCUGGUGCUCCGGAAUGAGAAGUGCCAUGAGCACUACACCACGGAGUUCCUGUACAACCUGUACUCGUCAGAAGGCAAGGGUGUGUUUGACUGCAGGACCAAUGUGCUGGGCCACCUGCAGCAGGGUGGUGCUCCAACUCCCUUUGACCGGAACUAUGGGACCAAGCUGGGGGUGAAAGCCAUGAUUUGGAUGUCAGAGAAGUUGCGGGAGGUCUACCGUAAGGGGCGGGUGUUCGCCAAUGCCCCAGACUCAGCCUGUGUGGUUGGCCUACGGAAAAAGGCAGUGGCCUUCAGCCCAGUCACAGAACUCAAGAAAGAUACUGAUUUUGAGCACCGCAUGCCCCGGGAGCAGUGGUGGCUGAACCUGCGACUGAUGCUGAAGAUGCUGGCGCACUACCGCAUCAGCAUGGCGGACUAUGUGUCAGGGGAGCUGGAGCAUGUCACGCGCCGCAGCCUGAGCAUGGAUAAGGGCUUCUGAGGCCUCACCACCCUGCCUGCCUCCCUGGACUCUCUCCUUCCAGCAGUGGUCACAGCCUCUGGCAUGGAAUGGAGCCUGUGGCAGGGGUCGGGAGGUCUCCUCUGCUGCUCAAAGGCUCUCCUCCCCCAGCUGCCCAUCAGGCCUCCUGGCAAGCUGCCUGCAGGACAGAGCACCGAGGCCCCCACCUUCUAGCCCUGGCUGAAUGUAUUCACACUGCCCCUCCCCCUUACUGGCCAGCUGGCUGCCUCAGCACGUGGUUCAGCAGAGCCUCACCUUUUCUAGAAAUAAAGUCACCCUGACUAGA
Nannospalax galili (Upper Galilee mountains blind mole rat) is the source of this 2731-nucleotide messenger RNA. RefSeq names its product phosphofructokinase, liver type (gene Pfkl). Lineage: Eukaryota; Metazoa; Chordata; Mammalia; Rodentia; Spalacidae. Gene Ontology annotation, cellular component: membrane; cytoplasm; 6-phosphofructokinase complex. Gene Ontology annotation, molecular function: identical protein binding; AMP binding; monosaccharide binding. The record is from RefSeq and is a predicted model, not a curated record. Gene Ontology annotation, biological process: fructose 6-phosphate metabolic process; fructose 1,6-bisphosphate metabolic process; canonical glycolysis. Bases 85 to 2427 code for a protein of 780 amino acids. The transcript has 22 exons.